AGAAAGCAAAAGUCCUGCGGGAAGGGGCUGUUCAACCUCACCUGCAGCCACCUCAACCUGGUGGAGAAGGAAUACUUCGGGCUGGAGUUCUGCACCCAGGCUGGGAACCACGUCUGGUUGGAGCCUCUAAAGCCCAUAACAAAGCAGAUUAAAAUGGACCCCGGACACCUGCGAGAGGAGCUGACGAGGUACCUCUUCACCCUGCAGAUCAAGAAGGACCUGGCACUGGCGAGGCUGCCCUGCAGUGACAAGAGUGCAGCGCUGCUCGUCUCCCACCUGCUGCAGUCCGAGCUGGGUGACUUCCAUGAGGAGACAGACCAGCAGCACCUGGCCACGCACAGGUACCUGCCCAACCAGGAGUACCUGGACAACAAGAUCAUGCACUACCACCGGCGGCACAGGGGGAAGACGCCGGCUGAGUCAGAUGCCCAGCUGCUGGAUGUGGCCAGGAAGCUGGAGAUGUAUGGGAUUCGCCCACACCCUGCCAGCGACGGCGAGGGAACGCAGAUCAACCUGGCGGUGACACACAUGGGGGUGCUGGUGCUGCGGGGCAAUACAAAGAUUAACACGUUCAACUGGUCCAAAAUUCGCAAACUGAGCUUCAAGAGGAAGCAUUUUCUCAUCAAGCUCCAUGCAAACAUUGCUACUCUGUGCAAGGACACACUGGAGUUCACUAUGGCGAGCAGGGAUGCCUGCAAGGCUUUCUGGAAGACAUGUGUGGAGUACCAUGCCUUCUUCCGGCUGUCUGAGGAGCCCAAGUCAAAGCCCAAAGCCCUUCUGUGCAGCAAGGGCUCGAGUUUCCGCUACAGUGGGAGGACGCAGAGGCAGCUGCUGGAGCAUGGGAAGAAGGCAAAGAUAAAAAGCUUACCCUUCGAGAGGAAGCACUAUGCGUCCCACUACGAUGAGAGGCAGUGCCGCUCCUCCCCGGACCUCCUGACAGAUGUGUCCAAGCAGGUGGAGGAGCUGCGCUUGGCCUAUGGCAGCUGCGGCUCCUUCCGCACCACCAGUGGGGUGCACACCUCCGAGCCCACACUGGACAGCCGCCACAGCGGAUCUGCCACAGCAAUGAUGUUUGCUGCCGAGCUGGAGCGCUCCAGGCCCGAAGUGAUCCCAGCCUUCCUGCCCCACUCCAAGAGCAGCUCUGCCUUCCCCCUGCUUUACACUCAGCUGGAGCUGGAGCGGGCAUGGGAGCCCACCGACCCCUUCAGCAGCAGGAACCCCUUGACGUCCUUCCGCCCCCACCACAAGUUUGCUGGGAGCAGCAGAAGCCCCUCAGUGGGCAACAUGCGGGAGGUCAGCGUCAGGCCGCUGGUGUACAUGGACGUGCCGUGCCCUCCGCUGCCACCCGCCCCGGCCUCCCAGCUCCUCUUCUAUGAAGACAGGCCACCGCCGCCCCCGUGCCAUGAGCCCAGCGAGGAGGCAGAGGGAGCGGCCGGUGGGUGCAUCCCCGUGGCCACAAAAAUGGCCAACUGGGGUCCCGGCAGCAGCUGGAUGGGGGAACUGCAGCACGAAGCCUCGCACAGGGCUGUGGGCACCGGCGUGGGCCCAGCCAGGGAGAGAAGGCAGCCGGCUCGCUCCUUCGAUUACAGCCUUCAGGAGCAGCCUCCCAAGCGCUCCUGGAGUCAGUCGGACAUGAAAGCCAUCCGCUUCCCCUACAGCUCUGAGUUCAGGCCCCUGGGUCCGUGCCCAGCCCUGAGCAGCCGGCAGGCCGGCAUGCUGCAGCACGUGCUGGCCCAGCAGCGUGCAAUGCCAGGGCUGCGGCGUGCCGCUGAGCGCUACGUGGGCAGCAGCACCGAGUCCAGCGACUCCGAUUGCGACCUCCUGGCUGCUGACUAUUGCUCCCUGUAUGGCAGAGUGCUGCGGGCACCCAGGGCCCGUGUGCGGCUGUCCUCGGGCAGCCUGCAGCUGGAGGAGGAGGAGGAUGAAGAGGUGUCCUUGGCCACAGGUGCUGCUGAAGAGAGGACUUGCAGGGGGGCCUCCAGGUAUUUCACGUAGGUGCCUGUUGCCUGCCGAAAGGAGAGGCCGGGCAGAGCCAAGGCUGCUGAAGGAUCGCAGUCCUGCUUGUUGUUUGUGAAACAAGGUGGUUGGCUUGUAUUGUGUGAGUGAUGUUAGUUGUAGAGGAUGUGUUAACAGAUAGCUGAGGGUGUCCAGAAGUACCCAUCUCCUGUGGCACACAAGGAAGAUGGCACAUUGCUGUCACCAGGUUGUUCCCAUGCUGGGGAUCCAACACCACGCAGAAGGGCUAGGGCUCUCCCAAAGCCCCACAGCCACCAUCUCCAGUCCUCGCAAGGCUGGCUCAGAGCUCAGCCCCUGCUGUCAUUAUCAGUACACUGGGUGGAAAGGAAAAGGCAGCCGCAUCCCCUCAAAGUUCAUGAACAUCUUGCUUUCCCAGCCCCGGGGAAGCACACGCUUCCCCCUGAGAAGGGAGCAGCAUGGGCACAGAGCUGCCACUGUCCCAGCAUAGAGCUUGCCUGCUACCUCACCUUGCAGUCAUGCUCCCAGCCCUUGAGAGCAGCUGCACACAUUUUUUUUUUUUCUUUUUUCCUAUGUAAUAAAAAGACCAUUACCCUACAACUACAGGCCAUCUGCCAACAGGAGAAUGGUGCUACAGAGGUACGAUGUUAGAGGAAGAUCUUUCUACUUUUUGUUUGAUUUUUAAUAACUCCAUGAGGCUGUAGGACAUGACUACAAUAGGGACAGUAUAUCUAUGAGAUACGGGAAUGGAUUUCAGGAACACAGGAGCUGAAGCAAGGACCAAAUAGAUUAAGAAGUACAAAGAACUAGGUUUAUGGUUACUGUCCCACACUGAGCAUCAUUGUCUUUUGUUUUAGA
Molecule: messenger RNA, 2832 nt
Organism: Lagopus leucura (white-tailed ptarmigan)
Lineage: Eukaryota; Metazoa; Chordata; Aves; Galliformes; Phasianidae
Gene: FRMD7
Product: FERM domain containing 7
Exons: 12
Cellular component (GO): cytoskeleton
Molecular function (GO): guanyl-nucleotide exchange factor activity
Source: RefSeq, a predicted model, not a curated record